UAAACGAUGAGUUUAUGUCACGAAACGCCGAUGCUGUGAAUGUGCGGCUUACCCGAGAUGUACACAGAACCUACAUAUGAAGGUACAUGCUGCAGUAUUCAGUAAACCCGCUCGGAAGAGGAAUUUCCAUCCAAUAAUAAUUGCGUAGCACGUCGAAUCCCAACCAAGCCAAGUCGGAAUCUCACUAGUUACACUUCGUAUGAUAGGGGUAGCUAUAUUGUGGUAGAUUGUCUCCCGCCCGCCGUCAUUGAGAAUGCAUCGAUCGAUUAGUGCCCGUAGUGCAACCCCACCGGCUGUAGUGAAUGGUGCAGCGCGUUUGAUUGAUUGAUCGAUUGGUUGGAUGGCAGAGUCGAAAGUCGAGAAAUGUUCGCCUCGAGACACUUUCGACAGAUUGGAUUCACCUACGCCAUCCUGUGCUUUCUGGGGUCCUUCUUCGUCACCAUCCACUGUCUGAAGCAGUUUGUUCAGAGUAGAGGUGACGAAAGUUUCCUGCUCCCGGCCGCUGGGACGGUAAUAUUCCUGUUUUCAGCAUUUUUCUCACUGCUGAUAAAGCUUGGGGUAGAUGAGAUCAAGCCACCGUACAUCCGAGCCCAGAAGGUUUACAUGCUGAUCAGGAAUCUAAUCCUGGCGGUGUUCUUCACCUGUCAAAGUGUGGCCUGGAGUAUUUCGGAAAAUGCCAAGAGCAUCGAGGCCACCGGAAUGUUGCUCGUUGUAUCGGCAUCCGUUGGACUAGAGAUGUGGAUCAUCGAGGGCGUGCAAAGUUACGUCGAUGAACGGUACUCAAGGGAAAGGCUGGCGCGUAGUUUGCGAAACAACAACAAUAACAACCGUCAACAUAGGUGACAGUAGAUGGGUAGUCGACUUAAACUUAGAAUGUCAAGGCGUUAACUAAUUUGAAGCUUCAAUUCGAGUGCAAAAAACUGUGCAAAAUUUGGCGCUACAAGUUUUAGACCUGAGCUGCUGGGAGGGGAACGUGUGUUUUCUUCUGAAAUGUUCGAGAAGAAGAUUCUGUGUUGCUGUACAAUGAGACUGAAGCUGCAAAUAAUAUAGAUUUAUUAGAAAAUUUAUAGAUCAGACUCAUCAGACUUUCAAAGACACUUAAAAUUGCAACCAUGCAUGGAAAGGCUCAAAGAAAAAAAAAUUAAUUUGUAUUUUUUCGUAUACUGCUUGUGGCUUUAAAUUUAGCUGUUCUGUAAUAAAAACUUUCAAUAUGAAAAAUCCCAUUGCCAGAAAUUUCACUAAAAUAAUCAUGUUCAAAAAGUUACAUGCAAAAUUUAAAAAAUAUCUAAGCUGAUCAAGUCAAAACUUGCACAGCAAC
Uranotaenia lowii is the source of this 1318-nucleotide messenger RNA. RefSeq lists its product as uncharacterized. The transcript is spliced from 3 exons. The record is from RefSeq and is a predicted model, not a curated record. NCBI's taxonomy places the organism in Eukaryota, Metazoa, Arthropoda, Insecta, Diptera, Culicidae. Bases 364 to 843 code for a protein of 159 amino acids.